This is a messenger RNA of Hemisphaericaspora subhashii, 909 nucleotides long. RefSeq lists its product as uncharacterized. The transcript has a single exon. The coding region runs from base 1 to 909 and encodes 302 amino acids. NCBI's taxonomy places the organism in Eukaryota, Fungi, Ascomycota, Pichiomycetes, Serinales, Debaryomycetaceae. The record is from RefSeq and is a predicted model, not a curated record.
AUGUCAUCAAUUACAACCAGCGCUGCUACCAAUCUAUCUAAAAAACCAAUUAGAAAUGCUGGAUGUUUAAUAAUUGGUGAUGAAAUUUUAAAUGGUAAAAUCUUAGAUACAAAUUCUUAUCACUUUGCCAGACAAUGUUUUAAUAAUUUAUCAAUCCCACUUAAAAGAACAAUUGUAUGUGGAGAUGAUCCUAAAGAUAUUACUAAAUCUUUAGAUAUAUUAUUAAAACAAGAUCAAAUUGAUUUUAUAAUCACAUCUGGUGGAUUAGGAAGUACUCAUGAUGAUAUUACUUAUGAAGUAUUAAGUGAAUAUUUUGGAUUAGAUUAUUGCUUAGAUCAAGAAGUUGUAAACAGAAUGCAUAAAGUAAGAGGAAAAUAUUUAGAUGGAUUAAAAACAGAUCAAUUACAAGCAUUUUAUAAAAUGGCAACAUUACCCCUGGCCAAGAAAGAUAAUCCAAUUAGUGUGGAGAAAUAUUUCAUUGGAGAUAAUUUAUGGUUCCCAUUGGUUGCUUUAAAUGAACAAGUUUAUAUUUUACCUGGUGUACCUGAAUUAUUUAAGAAAUUAAUUAAAGAGAUGCAACCAUUAUUGAAAGAUAGAAUACGGAAACAAGAUUUAAAUAGAAGAUAUGUUAAAACAACAACAAAAGAAAGUGAAUUAGCUCCAUUUUUAACCAAACUUCAAAACAAAUGUGAUUCAAUUCAUGGAAUUGGAAAAGUUAAAUUAGGAAGUUAUCCUCAUUUCAAUUGGCAAGUUAAUACAAUUAGUAUAAUUAGUAAUUCAUUAUCUAUUGAGGAUUUACAAGAAAUCGUUGAUGAAUUGGUUGCAAAUCUUGGAGGACAAGCACAAGAAAUUAAUCAAGAACAAGAAGAUAAAUUCACCAAUGAAGAACCACCACACAAGAAGCAUUAA